Molecule: messenger RNA, 2410 nt
Organism: Lates calcarifer (barramundi perch)
Lineage: Eukaryota; Metazoa; Chordata; Actinopteri; Centropomidae
Gene: derl3
Product: derlin 3
Exons: 7
Coding region: 34-777 (247 amino acids)
Biological process (GO): endoplasmic reticulum unfolded protein response
Cellular component (GO): endoplasmic reticulum membrane; Hrd1p ubiquitin ligase ERAD-L complex
Molecular function (GO): misfolded protein binding; ubiquitin-specific protease binding
Source: RefSeq, a predicted model, not a curated record
GCGGGGCCUGUGGGUUCAUUCAGUGGGUAAAUCAUGGUUGGCAGUGAGGCAGCAGCAGCAGCAGUGAUGGCUCACAGCUUCACUCAGGAGUAUUUUCAGAUCCCAGUGGUGACCCGAGCGUACACGACUGCCUGCGUCCUCACCACCGCUGCUGUGCAACUUGAGGUCAUCACCCCCUUUCAGCUCUACUUUAACCCAGACCUCAUCAUCAGAAGAUACCAGAUAUGGCGCCUGAUAACCAGCUUCCUCUUCUUCGGUUCUCUUGGAUUCAGUUUUGUGUUCAACAUCAUCUUUCUUUAUCGAUACUGUCGGAUGCUGGAGGAAGGCUGCUUCCGGGGAAGGACGGCAGAUUUUGUCGUCAUGUUCCUGUUUGGAGGAAUCGUGAUGACUCUGUUCGGUCUGUUCGCCAACGUCUUCUUCCUGGGUCAGGCCUUCAUCAUCAUGCUGGUGUACGUGUGGAGUAGGAGGCAUCCGCUCGUACGCAUGAACUUCUUCGGCCUGCUGAACUUCCAGGCCCCGUUUCUCCCCUGGGUGCUGAUGGGAUUUUCGCUGCUGCUCGGAAACUCCAUCGUGGUCGACCUCCUGGGUAUCAGUGUCGGUCACAUGUACUACUUCCUGGAAGACGUGUUUCCAAACCAGCCGGGAGGAAGGAAGCUGCUGAUGACACCAGAACUUCUGAGGACCAUGUUUGACCGGCCGGAGGACCCAGACUACCGUCCCCUCCAAGAACAGCAGCAGGGUGGAGACCUGCAGCAGGAUGAGGAGCCACACAACUAAAAACACAACACCAAGAAACACAAGAGGAGAGUCUGAGGAUGUGGAUUUACAGAGUCCUGAGCCCUUUCUUAAAGGCUGCAGAGACACAGAAGGACUGAACUGAAAAACAACUCUAUCAUGAAAAAUGUUUGCUUCUUAAAAUCAUCUCUGCUUCCUUUAGCACAAAAAAGUCCCAAAGGAUUAUGGGAGCUUAUGACACGCUCACACGAUUAAUGUUUGUGACUCCAGAGCAGUUAUUUGCACAGAUGCAAAGAAAACCAGACGACUGAACCUAUUUGUGCUUUUGCUUACGGAGGACGGAGAGGACCAGGACUUAACCCACAACCCCGUUCCCUGCUGUUGUGUCACUGCCGCUGGUUCACACAAACUGCCGACAGCCUGAAAUCCCAUCAGCCCCGUCUGCACACUCUGCACUUUCACCCGCUGCCUUUGUGGGUCAAACACUGGGGACAAAAUGGAAAUUGCUUAGCACAACAACAGGCAAACAAGUCUUUGCAGGACCCCAACAAAACACACUCCAUCAUCGCUUCCAACACGGCUCCGCUGAUAAAUGUUCGGCAUACGACAUAACCAGACAGCAAAUCAAGCUUUCACUUUUUUUUUUAUUUUGUAAGAAUUAUUAAAAUGUACAAAAAGACAACAAUUACAACAUAACAAUAUAUUAUCUGAGACUGGUUUGUGAUUUUUUCUCCCUCUGUGGUCAGGUAAAGAGAGUCAGUGGUCAAAGUGAGAGAGCAGCUUCUCCACGCUGAGGGUCGUAAAGGGAAAACACAAAGGAGGAACAUUUUCUACCGUGGGGCGGGGUGGGGGUGGGGGGGCUUUGCCAAACAGAACAUAAUAUUAAUAAUAAAAAAUAAAAAAGCGACACGGUGAACGGCAGACUGAGGAACCCGGUCGAGCAGAACAGACUUCCCGGCGCGCGAUGGAGGAACAUCUUUGUUGACGAUGUCGUGAACCGUGACCAGUGUCAUACCUCAAAUCUGACGAGCACCGGUCCUGUAGGGGGCGCUGAUGCUGCUGCGUCUACCAUGCAGGUGCUGUGUUCGCCAGUCGCCUCAUUCGCCUGUGGAGGGAAAUCGUCCGACCGUCAGCAAAAACAAGAAGGAGAAAAAGAAGGAGAAGGAAGGAAGACAAGAAAGAUGGAGGAGAAGAAGAGGAACAAGAAGACAGAGGAGGAGGAGAACAGGAAGGAGGACAAGAGGACGGAGAAGAAGAAGAAAAAGAAGUAAAAGAAGACGAACAAGGACAGGAAGAAGAAAGACAAGGAGAAAUACAAGAAAAUGAAGAAGAACAAGAGGAAGACAAAGUUGUCAACUCAGACUGUGAGAAGGUUUAUUUGUCCAUUUAUUCAGUCUUUUAUUUUUUAGAGCAGCAAGAAAUGAAUGAAUCAAAAAAGUAAUCAUGAUAUGAAUCAACAAUGAGAACAAUCAUUAGUUUCAGCCCUGAUUGUGAUUAGAGCUACGACUGAAUUAUUUCUGUUGACUUUGUCAUUAAUUAUCUGUCUAUCGACUAAUCAAUUAAUCAACUGUUUCAGCUCUAAAUUAGUUGACGACAGAUUUCUUUCUAUUAAAUCUUUAUUUAAUCAGGUAAAAGUCUGAAAGUAAAUUAAAAUAAAUAAAUAACUGGACGUAAA